Molecule: messenger RNA, 2042 nt
Organism: Manihot esculenta (cassava)
Lineage: Eukaryota; Viridiplantae; Streptophyta; Magnoliopsida; Malpighiales; Euphorbiaceae
Product: beta-glucosidase-like SFR2, chloroplastic
Exons: 10
Coding region: 41-1972 (643 amino acids)
Biological process (GO): carbohydrate metabolic process
Molecular function (GO): beta-glucosidase activity
Source: RefSeq, a predicted model, not a curated record
CUUGUUAUCUAUCCACUCCGUCCCGUGGUUUUACUUGAAAAUGUCGUUUUUGGCACUCUUCUUGUCAGCUGCGAGGCUCGCCGGAGUCCUGGCGACUCUCACUGUUGCUGCUAACGCUUUCUCCUUUGAGCGUUAUCGGAGAAAGAAUCUACGGCAGUUCAAGUCUCCAAUUGACGAGUCUUCUGAUAUUCUGGCGUCUUUUAAUGUUAAUGAAGAAGAAAACCAGUUUUUCUUUGGAUUGGCCACAGCGCCAGCCCAUGUUGAAGACAGGCUUAAUGAUGCUUGGCUCCAGUUUGCAGAGGAAAGCCCUUGUGACCGCUCACUGUCUCAUCAGAGCCUGGAACCUGCAGAUGCACUGAUGGGUUCAGCUACUGGUGAUGGUGGGUCUCAGGAAGCUCCAAUUUCUGGAAAGGAAAUUAACAAGAUAGUAAAGAAGAAGAAGCAUCUUAAGAUAGCUAUGGAAGCUAUGAUUAGAGGAUUUCAGAAGUACACAGAAGAAGAAGUGCCUGUUCCAAAUGAAGAAUGCCAUCAUAAUGUAGCUGCUUGGCACAAUGUUCCUCACCCGGAGGAGAGGCUAAAAUUUUGGUCUGACCCUGACACAGAGUUGAAGCUGGCAAAAGAUACUGGUGUUAGUAUUUUCCGGUUGGGAAUAGAUUGGACGCGAAUUAUGCCAGCAGAGCCUGUCAAUGGACUUAAAGAAACUGUUAAUUUUGCAGCUCUGGAGCGAUAUAAGUGGAUCAUCAAUAAGGUUCGUUCUUAUGGAAUGAAGGUGAUGUUGACCCUUUUCCAUCACUCAUUGCCACCGUGGGCUGGUGAAUAUGGGGGAUGGAAGCUUGAGAAAACUGUUGAUUACUUCAUGUAUUUUACUAGGCUCGUUGUUGACAGUGUGUCAGAGCUGGUAGACUAUUGGGUGACAUUUAAUGAGCCUCAUGUUUUCUGUAUGCUUACUUAUUGUGCGGGUGCUUGGCCUGGUGGUCAUCCUGAUAUGUUAGAGGUUGCCACUUCAGCAUUACCUACUGGUGUUUUCAACCAGGCCAUGCAUUGGAUGGCUGUUGCACAUGCAAAAGCAUAUGACUAUAUCCAUCAACAAAGGACCUCAUCGAGUUCAAUAGUUGGAGUCGCACACCAUGUAUCUUUUAUGCGGCCAUAUGGUCUCUUUGACGUUGCUGCUGUUUCCUUGGCUAAUUCUCUUACCAUUUUCCCAUAUGUGGAUAGUAUCUCUGAUAAGUUGGAUUUUAUAGGCAUAAACUACUACGGACAGGAAGUGGUCUGUGGAGCUGGACUGAAACUAGUGGAGACUGAUGAAUAUAGUGAAUCUGGGCGUGGGGUAUAUCCUGAUGGCUUAUUCCGCAUGCUGGUUCAGUUCCAUGAGAGGUAUAAACAUCUAAAGCUGCCAUUCAUCAUUACCGAGAAUGGUGUCUCAGAUGCAACAGAUGUUAUUCGUCGGCCAUAUUUGUUGGAGCAUUUACUUGCUAUUUAUGCGGCAAUGACCAUGGGUAUCCCUGUGCUUGGUUACCUGUUCUGGACUAUUUCUGACAAUUGGGAAUGGGCUGAUGGAUAUGGUCCCAAGUUUGGACUUGUGGCAGUUGAUCGUGAAAAUGGUCUUGCACGAAUUCCACGACCUUCAUAUUAUUUGUUUUCCAAGGUGGUGACAACUGGUAAGAUCACACGUGAAGACCGGGCACAAGCGUGGUAUGACCUCCAAAGAGCUGCUAAAGAGAAAAGAACACGGCCGUUUCAUCGAGCAGUUAACAAACACGGUUUAAUGUAUGCAGGAGGGCUUGAUGAGCCCAUACAGCGACCUUUUAUUGAAAGAGAUUGGCGAUUUGGACACUAUGAGAUGGAAGGUCUGCAGGACCCUUUAAGCCGCUUGGCAAGAUGGUUUUUACAACCAUUUGGCAUUAGAAAGAGAAGAAAGCAUGGAGUGGACGAUGAUGAAUUCGUCCUCCAAACUCUUGAACAUACCGUGUGAUUGCUUAUUCAUGCUUUUGCAACACAAUAUGCUAUUCCUCAUUUAAUUACAUAAACAUACAUUACUGUCA